Molecule: messenger RNA, 918 nt
Organism: Mycena indigotica
Lineage: Eukaryota; Fungi; Basidiomycota; Agaricomycetes; Agaricales; Mycenaceae
Product: SGNH-hydro domain-containing protein
Exons: 12
Coding region: 1-918 (305 amino acids)
Molecular function (GO): hydrolase activity, acting on ester bonds
Source: RefSeq, a predicted model, not a curated record
AUGCGCCUUCUACCUCUCCUCUCACUGUGCGCCCUGACCGCCACGUCGCAGGCCAAGCUCACCUGGGGGAACACCAAGUACCUCUUCGUGUUUGGCGAUUCGUACACGACAACCGGAUUCAACGUUUCUGCGGGGGUCAACUCGACGGACCCAGGCUGGGUCUCUUCAAACGGGCCCAACUGGGUGCAGACUCUUCGGGAUACAUAUAAUGUUGCGGGAACAAAGGUUUUCAAUCUUGCAUUCGGUGGCGCGACCAUAGACUCCAAGCUCGUUACUCCAUACCAGCCGACUGUUCUGUCGGUUGUCGACCAGGUCGCCCAAUUCAAGGCCAUGCUGUCGUCAAAGCCACCCGGUGCUACAUGGGACUCUUCCAAUGCGCUUUUUGCGGUUUGGAUUGGUAUAAACGACGUUGGUAAUGCUUGGUCUUGGACAAACACGACCCAAUCAGCAUUCAACAAGGUCCUCAUGAACCGUCUCGCAACCCAGAUCGACGAGCUCUACUCCUUCGGCGCCCGCUCCUUCCUUUUUCUGACCGUUCCGCCGAUCAAUCGCGCCCCGCUCUUCGUUGCACAAAAUCAGGCCGCUUCGACCAGCCUCCUGGCACAAGACAUUGCGAACUACAACGUGCAGCUGCGCACUACUGCACAGUCGUUUGUUGGUUCCCGGAAAUACCCCGGCUUCGAGGCGACGGUAUUCGAUACGCAGCCCGUGUUCAAUACUUUGUUGGAUGAAGCCAGCGUCUUCAAAUUCGCGAAUACUACUGGAUACUGCGACGCCUACCAGAAUGGAACGCCGAACAUUUCCACCCAGAUUGCACCUUGCGGACCUGUCUCCACUUACUUCUGGCUUAACUCGCUCCACCCCGUUUUUACUCUGCAUAGUAUGCUCGCACAUGCGAUUGCGGCAGUCAUCAGCUAG